This is a messenger RNA of Chaetura pelagica (chimney swift), 1869 nucleotides long. RefSeq names its product leprecan-like 2 (gene P3H3). NCBI's taxonomy places the organism in Eukaryota, Metazoa, Chordata, Aves, Apodiformes, Apodidae. The record is from RefSeq and is a predicted model, not a curated record. Gene Ontology annotation, cellular component: endoplasmic reticulum. Gene Ontology annotation, molecular function: iron ion binding; procollagen-proline 3-dioxygenase activity; protein binding. Bases 1 to 1869 code for a protein of 622 amino acids. Gene Ontology annotation, biological process: collagen metabolic process. The transcript is spliced from 15 exons.
AUGCCCAGUGACAGGGCAAGGGGCAGUGGGUGCAAACUGGAGCACCUUCCUGCUGCCCAGAUCGGGGCGGACGGGCAGUUCAGCCCGGGAAGAGCCUCCCGGCAUCUCCCCAGGGGGGAGCGUCUUCCCUCGCUGAAGAAGCUGGACCAGGCCGUGUCCGCAGCUCACACCUUCUUCGUCGCCAACCCGCAGCACCUGCAGAUGCGGGAGGACAUGGAGAAGUACCGGCGGAUGUCGGGGGUCCGGUCCCACAGCUUCCGCGACCUGGAGGCCGCGCCGCACUGGGAAGCCUACGAGGCUGGGCUGCAGCUCUACAAUGCAGAUGAAUAUGUGCAGGCUGUGGCCAGGCUGGAAGAGUCGCUCUCAGAAGCGCUGUCAGCUCUGGAGGACUGUCGUGCCCUGUGUGAAGGGCCUCGGGAGGAUGAGGAUGAAGAUGAGGAUGAGGAGGAGAUGCAGCUUGGCCUGUAUGAAGCCAUUGCAGCCCAUUAUAUUCAGGUGUUGAAGUGCAGACAGCAGUGUGUCCUUGAGAUUGCCACAAAGCCAGGGCGCCUUUCUGCCACGGAAGAUUUCAUCCCCUCUCAUCUUGAUUUACUGCAGUUUGCCUAUGAUCAAGUUGGGAACCAGAUGCUAGCUGCUGAAUGUGCUGCUUCCUACUUGCUCUUCUAUCCCACCGAUGAGCCUGUGUUGGAGAAAAUGAAACAGUAUCGCACAGAACUGGGGGAGGACACGCCUGUCACCGCCAGAGAGAGUAUUCAGCAGUAUGUUCAGAGAUCUUUGAUGGAGAAGAAGUUGAUUUAUUAUGCCGUGGAGCAUCUAGGAGGAACUUUCAAUGACCCUGAUCUUUGGACUCCAGAUGAGCUGAUUCCUGAAAGCCUAAAGGAGAAACACAGAGAGGAUCAGGAGAAGCAAAAGCAGGAAAAUCUGGACACGGAAGAGAGGGAGAAAAGGGGUCCUUUGCCUUUUGAGGGUAUUGCUGUCACUAUGGAUUCCCACCAGAUGAAUGGAACCCAGAGGGUUGUGUUCGACAGAGUGCUGACAGAAUCUGAGUGUAGGGACCUUCUCAGGCUGACAAAGGCAGCAGGAGAAGCUGGAGAUGGCUACCGAGCAAGACGGUCGCCUCACACCCCUCAUGAGAGGUUUGAAGGGUUAACUGUUCUGAAGGCCAUGCAGCUGGCCCAGAAUGGGGACGUGGACUGGAGAGAUGCCAAAUUACUUCUGCAGGCCAGUGAAAAAUCACGGAAAAUCAUCGAGUCCUAUUUUACUCCUGGAAAGAAGCUCCAUUUCUCAUUCACACACCUUGUGUGCCGCACAGCUGUAGACGAGAAACAGGAAGGUCGCAUGGAUCUUAGUCAUCCUGUUCAUGCUGAUAAUUGUCUCUUGGAUCCUGAGGGGCAAGAGUGCUGGAGAGAACCACCUGCCUAUGUCUACAGGGACUACAGUGGCAUUCUCUACCUCAAUGAUGACUUCCAGGGUGGAGGCCUUUUCUUUACUGAAAUGGACACUGUGACUGUCACAGCUGAGGUGCAUCCAAAGUGUGGGAGGCUGGUGGCCUUCAGCUCUGGCAAGGAGAACCCCCACGGUGUGUGGGCCGUGAGCCGCGGGAGACGCUGCGCUGUCGCCCUCUGGUACACACACUCCCCGGAGCACGCUGAGCAGGACCGUGUGAAGGCAGAGGAGCUGAUGGAGCAGGGGGCUGUGGAGCAGGACCAGACUGAUGGAGAAGAACGUCAGAGGGCUGGUGGCCGUGGCAGAACCUCCUCAGAGCCUCCUGCUCCCAACAGCAGAGCCAGGCCCAUGAGCCAGAGACACAAGCCUGGCUCAAAUGGGACACAGCACUCCAAGGAGCUGCGGGCCAGAGAUGAGCUCUGA